AAUACUUACUACCCUAACAGUUUAUGACUAUAUAUCUUACAAUCUUGUGACAUAUAAUUAAUUCAACUAUACAGUAUAUCCGUGUGAACAUUUACACAUUGUUUUAUUAUUUAGUACCAAAAUAUAUAUUGCCUUGACCCACAUAAGUAGGCUGGACAGUUGAAAGAUUUUGCUGGGUGAAAUUUAGUUCAUUGCAUUCGUCAUGGAGGCCAUUAUGUUAAUAUAACCGUAUAUACAAGUUUUGUGUAGUAGUUUUAGAGGAAUCGGGGAAACCGGCUGUAUUUUAGGUGUUGUUUCACCCUGGCUCUUUCUAUCAAUUGUAUUGAGCCCUGUGGCACCAAAUCGUUUUUAGAACAUAUUGUUAAUCAAAACAUAAGGCCCACUACUGUUAUGCAUACAGCCCCACUAGUAUAAGGAUGACAAAGAAGACAUGCAAGAGAUCAUACAAAUGUCAUAUAUAUGUAUCUUUACUGAGCUGCUAUUUACAAUUUUCAUGAAAAUCCAUUGUCAUCUGUAGUUAGCCUUUAACAAUUCCGAAAUGACAAUUAAUUUUUCUAAACUUGCUCCUCCAUUGUUAUCCUAUGGAACAAGGCUAGAUGUGCAGACCUGCCUGUGUAAUUCAUAAGAUAUCUCAAAAUGUAUGUUGAUUUUUUUUCCCAAGUCAUUUUAAUUCAGUUCCCUUGGAACUCGGAGCUUCGCCUUUUGUUUUCCAAUGGAGAGACAUACUGGUUUAUUAAGGUGAAAUAAUGUAACAUUUUAAAUUUCUAUAAGUGGGGCAUCAUUUUAAUCAAGACAAUCUUCUCUUUUUAAUAAGAAAUGAUUUGGCUGCGCCAUUCCUUGUAAACAAACGCUAACCUAUAAAUAAUCACAAGUUAUUUUAUUUUUUAGUACUUCCCGGUUACCCAGAUGUAAUCGCAAUUGAUACUAUAGGGGAUUGAAUGUUUACUUUCUACAUCAGAUGUUUUUUUUCCCAGUUUUGUCUUAAGAAGCGAUGGUUGGAGUUAAAUAAAAAUGGACGCAUUUGUUGGUGCCAUUUUGAGGGAAUGGGAUUCUUAGCACUAAUCAUGCCACGAGAGGCUCAGCGAAGCUGACCAUGGUGGUCACUAACAGUGCUUUGAAGGGGAAGGACAUUGGAGCCAUUGUCAAAGCCAUAUUCAAAGGGUCUCCGCCCAGCACCCCAAAGGGAGCGAGUCGCAGGCUGCUCCUGUACCAGCACUGCAUCCCCCUGUGUGAUUCUGGAGAUCUCCAGACAGAGGUGGCAUCAGACAUAUUAGGACUCCUGAUGCUUGAGACCCACAAUCUGCCCGGCCCCUCCUUGGCACAGCUGGCCUCUCUCUUUGUUGAUGCCAUUAAGACAGGCAAGAUGGGGAAUGGCAAAUCCAUGGAGCUCUUUCCCACAGUCCUCACGGCCCUUGCUUCCACUGAGGCCCUCUCCUAUGGGAAAGGAGAGCUGAGUGGUGAAGAGUACAAGAAGCAGGUCAUCAACAGCCUCUGCUCCAGCAGAUGGGACCCACAGUGUGUGAUCCACUUGACCACCAUGUUCAGAGAUGUGCCCCUUUCCCCGGAGGAGCUGCAGUUCCUGGUGGAGAAGGUCCUGAGAAUGUUCCUCAAACUGGACCUGCAGGAGAUCCCACCACUAGUCUACCAACUCCUGCUGUUGGCUGCUAAGGGCUGCAAGAAACAAGUCCUGGAGGGAAUCAUCAGUUACUUUACAGAGCAGGACCUUCGCCAAAAAGAGGAACAGAAUAACGGAGAGAUUUCGGAUUUGGAGGUUCAGUCCGUCCCUGAGGACCAGCUGAGGCACGUGGAGGGCACGGCCAUCUUGCAUAUAGUCUUUGCAAUGCGACUCGACCACGAGCUGGGAAGGGAGUUCCUGAAAAGCCUCAAGGGCUCCCAGGGAGAUCUCUGUCCAUUCAGCAUUGCUCUGCUGCUCUCUGUGGCCAGGAUCCCACGCUACGAGGAACAGGUCUUUGAGCUCCUGAAGGGGGCGAUCAGUAAGGACUUAAAGAAUGAGCAGCUGCGUCACGGCUCCAAGUUCCUGCAGGACCUACUGCCUCAGCGCUGCAGCCUUGCUCAGAUGAUCCUGGACACGGUCAAGAACAGUGUUUUUGGCUGGGACCAUGUGACCCAGGGGCUAGUCCAGCUGGGUUUCAUUCUCAUGGACUCGUUUGGGCCCAAGGCAGCACCAUUUGGGAAGACCGCCGCCGAGGGGGCCAUUGUCACGGCCAAGACUCCCACACAACAGGCCUGUAGACUGGGGGGACAGGUCCUCUUGGAGGGCUUUAAGAUGCAUGAGCCGAUCAGGGUUGAGAUAUUGGAGCAAGUCCUGAACCGCUUGGUCACAAAGACAGCCACUCCAGUCACUCAUUUCAUUGAGCUCCUUUCAGACAUUGUGGUCUCCGCUCCCAUGAUCCUCCUGGAGUCAUCGUCCAAGGUGACUGAGACAUUUGAUCAUCUGUCCUACCUGCCGCUAGCCACCGUGCAGGGACUACUGAAGGCUGUCCAGCCACUGCUGAAGGUCAGUAUGUCCAUGAAGGACGCUCUGAUCCUGGUACUGAGGAAGGCUAUGUUCUCCAGCCAGUUGGAUGGGAGAAAGUCUGCCCUGACUGGCUUCCUGUUGCUGCUGAAGAACUUCCGGGUCCUGGGGAGCCUGUCCUCCAGUCAAGCCAGCCAGACCAUCUCCUCCAGCCAGGUCCAGGUGGACGUCCACUCCCGCUACAACUCUGCGGCUAAUGAAGCCUUCUGCCUGGAGAUCCUCAGCAGCCUGCGCCGCUGUUUGGGCCAGCAGGCCGACGUACGCCUCAUGCUGUACGAGGGUUUCCAUGACGUCAUACGGCGCAACUCCCAGCUGGCCAGCUCCAUCAUGCAGACCUUGCUUUCCCAGCUGCGGCGGUACUAUGAGCCAGAACAGGACCUUUUACCACCAGUGAAGCUGGAGUCAUGCAUCAGUGCUCAAGGAGACCAAGUCUUCCUCCAGGAGCCUCUGUCCCACCUAUUGAGCUGCACAGUCCACUGCCUGCUGUGGUACCAGGGCAUGUCCCAGCCCAACGCUGGCGAGAGCGACAACGACGACGAUGAUGAGGGGGGAGUUCAAGCUGAACUGCAGAGCCUCUUGGAGAGCAUCACGCGUCGGAUGAUCAAAUGUGAAUUGGAGGACUUUGAGCUGGACAAGUCGGCUGAGUUCUCUGUGGUGUCCAGUGUUGGGGUGAAGAACAGCAUCUAUGCGGUCCUGGUGAUGGGAGUGUACGAGGUGCUCAUGGAAUACAACUUCACCAAGGCCAACUACAGUAAGAGUGUUUUUGAGGAAGUCCUGGAGCUGUUUAAACGCUACAACAAAAUGGCUCAGAUCCUAAGGGAGAAGUCUGGAAAGGGCAAGAGCAGCAAGAGCCCCCGCAGCCUGCUGUCUAUAGGCUUUGUGUCAACGCUGCUCACUGCACUCUUCAGAGAUAGCACUCAGAGCAGGGAUGAAGCUCUUACAGUGCUGCGCUCCAGUGGGGACUUCCUGCGCUACUCUGUGAGCGUGGCCCUGCAGAAGGUCACACAGCUGGAGGACACUGGACACACGGACGGACCCGAUGGCCAAAACACAGACAAGACUUUCCGCCACCUCUGUGACAUCACCAGUGUCCUGAUGUGGCGGUACACCAACAUCCCCUGUGCAGUAGAGGAUGCUGGGAAGGAGAAACGCUGCAGUGUGUCCCUCCUGUGUCUAGAAGGCCUGCUGAGAAUCUUCAGCACCUGUCUGCUGCGCUACCCAGCCAGGCUGGUCCAGCUCCUCUCUGCCAACGAUGUCUCUGUGGGAGAAGACAGUCACGGGCCAGAGAAACACAGUGUCACAGAGAAGACAUCUUUCUACAUUCGCCAAUUCCAGAGGGCGCUGUUCACGCAGCUGAGUGGGGUGGAGGAGGAUUUCAACAGUAAGGAGGCUCAGCUCCUGGUCAACAUCCUGAGUGUGCUCUCACGUCAGCUGGAGCCCUCCUCCCAGCAGUUUGGUGAAGUGAUCACCUGGACUGUGAAAGUCUGCAAGGAAACCAGCUUUGAAGACGCAGCGUUCAGUAAGGGCCUGCUCUCCCUGCUCUUCAGUCUUCACGUACUCUAUAAGAGUCCUGUUAGUCUGCUGUUGGAGCUUUGUCAAGACAUACACAGUCAGCUGGGAGACAUUGACCAGGACGUGGAAGUGGAGCAGCAGUCUCACUUUGCCAUUGUCAACAUGAAGACCGCUGCUCCUGCAACACUCCUUGUGCUGUCUCAGGUGGGGAGAGUGCUGGAUGAAGUUGACUGGUUGAUCGCCAAGAAGAAAGGCCAGUUAGUCCCUGACAAGCCCAGCCCUGGCGAUGCCACCCAGGCAGUGCGGCAGGAGGACCCAGUGGAGAAGGCCCUGACGUUGCAGUUGGGAGCCCUCCUGACGGCCCUGAACGAGCUGGUCCAGACGGCCCUGCCCCCUGGGGUCUGCACAAACACCCUGCUGGGAGAGCUGAGCCGCACAUACACCACCCUCACCACCCUGGUCAAGUAUUAUAUCCAACUGUGCUCGGGCCAGCAGGGUGUGCUCCCUGUACGCCUGGAGAAACUGGUCAAGCUGUCAGGCUCUCACCUGACCCCACAGUGCUACUCCUUUAUCACCUACGUGCAGAGCGGAGAGCUGGCUGGGGUGGCAGAUGACAAGAAGAAGAAAAAAGAGGGGGAGGCAGUUAAUUCAGCGUCUGUAAAACUUCUGCGUGAGACCAAGGCUAUUCCCAACCUCAUCUACAGUAUCGAGCAGUAUGAGAAAUACCUCAUCACCCUCUCCAAAAAAUCCAAGGUUAACCUGAUGCAGUACAUGAAGCUGAGCACGUCCAGAGAUUUCCGCAUCAAUGCAGCCACUCUGGAGUCUGCGCUGCAGGAACAAGACGACAGUCAACAGACCACAGUCUCCCAGCAGCCGGAGGAGAGCCAGGAGCCCAGGAAGAAGAAAAGGAAACAGUGAAGGAGAACAAUAAUGCCCUAUCUUUCCUUUGUUAGGAGGCCAAAC
This is a messenger RNA of Esox lucius (northern pike), 5011 nucleotides long. RefSeq names its product FA complementation group I (gene fanci). The coding region runs from base 1094 to 4966 and encodes 1290 amino acids. The record is from RefSeq and is a predicted model, not a curated record. Gene Ontology annotation, molecular function: DNA polymerase binding. Gene Ontology annotation, biological process: DNA repair. Lineage: Eukaryota; Metazoa; Chordata; Actinopteri; Esociformes; Esocidae. The transcript has 37 exons.